ACCUCUCUAAGUCCUAACCCAAAUCUCUCUCUCCGCAUAAUAAUAAUAAUAAUAAACCCAACCUUCGUUCACCCCUUCUCGCUUCCUCUCCCAUUUUCCUUCCUUCCUUCCCGUCUUUCCUCUCCAAAGGUGGCCUUUUUGCACCCACCUCUGCACUAUACACACAGAGAGAGAGAGAGAGAGGGAGACUGACUCUCCAAAAGCUUGACGUUCUCCCUCAGCAAAGGAGAGAGAGAGGCCUCACUCUUCUUCCGAUGGACAAGACUGAGAGAGAGACUCGCGACUUCAUGAACGUUGAGUCUUUCUCUCAGCUGCCCUUCAUCCGCCCGGCGCCUGUCAAAGAGAAGGGUAUCAAACUCUUCGGUAUAGAAUUCGGUGCUGAUGGUGCUGCCCCAAGCGCCUCCGACGAGCCCGACCAAACAAAGGUGGAGAACAUGAACUUGAGCGAGGAAGUCAAGGAUGUCAACAAUACCGAGAAUGGAGAGAGCGCGCGUAGGUUCGAAUGCCAUUACUGCUGUAGAAACUUCCCCACCUCGCAGGCACUGGGAGGACACCAAAACGCGCACAAGAGAGAGCGCCAGCACGCAAAGAGGGCUCACCUCCAGUCGGCCAUGGUCCAUGGCAGCCUCUCCGACGCCCACGUAUACGGUUUCAUGAAUUACAGGCUCGGCUCCGCCGCUACCAGCCCUUCACCUAUGACUAAUUAUCCCACAUGGAACACUAACAGCGGCAGUAACAGCAGGUUCUACGGGAGCCACGGGUCUUUCUCUCAUCAACAGCCGAUCAAUGGGAGCCCUCUGGCCCUAUGGCGGAUCCCAUCCUCCAUCCAAACUAACCCUGCUACCAUUAGUCGUGACCGUUCGUCGCUCCACCCCUUGCCAUUGUUUGCAGGAGACGAUUUGAUGAAGCCAUCAUCAGUACAGGCUGCUAGUAACGGUAACAGCUGUGACACUUCUUCCCAAGGCAGGUAUGUCUACGACGCAAAGCCAAGCAUGCAAGACCAUGUGAGCUUGGAUCUUCAUCUGUAGCUGUUCCCUUGACAACUCCCCCCCUCCCCUUCCAAUUAAAUAGAUUUAAUUUCUUUUUUUUAAAGAUUUUUCUCAUAAGCGUAUGUGCUGCAGCCGGUUUCUUAAUUAAUUGAGCAAGAUGAUGAGAAGGGAUCCUAAUUAUUCGGACAGUCAUUGGUUACUGUUAACCAUAACCGUCAUUAACUUUAUUAUUAUCGAUUACCAAUUAAUUAAUUAAAUUAAAUAUGUACAUGAAAUGAUAUCUCA
Molecule: messenger RNA, 1274 nt
Organism: Punica granatum (pomegranate)
Lineage: Eukaryota; Viridiplantae; Streptophyta; Magnoliopsida; Myrtales; Lythraceae
Source: RefSeq, a predicted model, not a curated record